Empidonax traillii (willow flycatcher) is the source of this 2511-nucleotide messenger RNA. RefSeq names its product tripartite motif containing 28 (gene TRIM28). The coding region runs from base 1 to 2472 and encodes 823 amino acids. Gene Ontology annotation, molecular function: transcription corepressor activity; zinc ion binding. The transcript is spliced from 18 exons. The record is from RefSeq and is a predicted model, not a curated record. NCBI's taxonomy places the organism in Eukaryota, Metazoa, Chordata, Aves, Passeriformes, Tyrannidae.
AUGUCGGAGCCUGAGGCGGCGGCGGCCGGCACGGGCCCGGGAACGGCCGGGAUGGGCCUGGGAACACCCAGGAAGGGCCUGGAAGCGGAGCCCUUGGGUCCCCUGGACCUGCUGGAUCACUGCGGGCGCUGCCGGAAGCGCCUGAGCCCCCAGCGGGACCCGCGGCUCCUGCCCUGCCUGCACUCGGUGUGCGGGACCUGCCUCGGUGGAGAUGGAGCGGUGUUCGAGUGCCCCGUGUGCCACCAUCAGUGUCCCCUGGGGGACAUCCUGGACAACUUUUUCCUGCAGGACAGCGGGGCUGGAGCCACCGCAGGGCCUGAGCCCCUUCAGAGCUGCACCAGCUGCGAGGACAACGCGGCGGCCACGAGGUUCUGCAACGACUGCUCCGAGCCCCUGUGUGACACCUGUGUGCAGGCCCAUCUCAGGGUCAGGUACACCCGAGGCCACUCCGUCAGGGACAUCAGCUCCGCCCUGCCCUGUUCUGUUCCCUCUCUGGGACCGUGCCCAGAGCACCCGGAGGAGCCCCGGGAUCACUUCUGUUCCACCUGUGCCACCCUCAUGUGCCGCCUGUGCCAGCUCAGCGCCCACCAGGGCCACCGUUCCCGGAGCAUUCCCGAGGCAGUUCCUACGGAGCAGGCGCUGCUGCUGGAUCUGUCCCGGUGCCUCGGCACCAAACUCUCGGUGUUGCAGCACUGCCAGCGGCACCUGCGCGGCCUGCAGCGCCGGGGGUCGGAGGCGCAGCAGCGGCUGCAGGUGGAGGUGAAAAUGGCCAUUCUGCAGGUCAUGAGGGAGCUCAACAAGCGUGGCAAGGUCCUGCUCGGGGAGGCCCAGAAGGUGACGGAGGCGUGGCAGGAGGAGCUGGAGCGGCGGCUCCAGGCACUGGCGGAGCUACAGAAGCACCACGAGCUUGUCAUGGCCUUCGUGUCCCAGGCCAUGAGCACGUCCCGGGGCACUGCCCUACUGCUCUCCUACAACCUGAUCCAUUCCCAGAUCCAGCGGAGCCUCCGUGUCCCGGUGGAGCCUGAGGAGCACCUGUGGGAGCUGAAAUUCCAGUGGGAUCUUCCCGCCUGGACCAAGAGCGCCGAGAACUUUGGCACCAUCAUCUCGGAGUGGCCUCUCCCCCGCUCUGGGAGCCCCACCCCUGCCAUGAGGCCCCGAGACCCCCCCCCACCCACACAGGUGGUGAGCAAUGGGCAGGUGACCCCCAGGCUGCUCCCGCAGCCACCCCAGAACGGGGCUGGGGGAGAAGCACAGGAGGCCCCCUGGGGGUCCCCCCCAAUUGCGGGGGGGGCUCUGGGUCCCCCCCUCCUGCCUCAGUUCUCCCCCAGCAUCGAGGGGUUGGAAUGUCCUGAGUUGUCCCCCCCACACCUGGAGCCGCCACCGGAGACCCCUGAGCUGGCAGCCACCGGCCCCCCCGGAAACACCAUCACAGGAGGGGACAGGAGGAAACCUGGGAAUUCCCCCCGGGAGGAGAAGUUUAAGAAGCUGGUCAUUAAACGGAGGGCUCCCCAGGGUCCCCCCCCACUCCCCCCUAAGGUGCCACGGGUGUCACUGGAGCGGCUGGAGCUGGGCCUGGCGCUGGACCCGGCCCUACCCCCGCCCGCCUUCCGCGUCCUGCCGGGACCCUCAGCCGGGCAGUUCAGCGUCAUCGUCAUCGAGCAGGGUGGCACGCCCCAGGGGACACCCCAGGGGCCAGUGCAGGGCGAGCAGCCACAGGGAAACAUCCCCGUCAAGGAGGAGCCUCAGGAACUGGCCAUCAGCGACCCCGGGGACACCAAACCCGUGGGGCUGCUGCCCCCUCCCCCUGUGGGGAGUGUCCCUGGAGGUGUCCCCACGGCGGGUGUCCCCGGGGGGGCGUGGAGCUGCCGGGUGUGUGGCCGCGCGGGGGCCGUGGUAAUGUGUGACCGGUGUCAGCGCUGCUUCCACCUGCACUGCCACCUGCCCGCCCUGCUCGACGUGCCCAGCCCCGACUGGACGUGUUUGCUGUGCCAGGAGCUCCCCCCACCCUCCGAGGUCCCCCCGGGACAGGGAUCCCCACCCCAUCUGAGCCCCCUGGACCAGCAGAGGUGUGAGCUGGUGCUGCUGGAGCUGCUGUGCCAUGAGCCCUGCAGGGCCCUGCAGCGCCCAUGCGGCCCCACGGAGGGGGGUCCUGCCCUGGACCUGACCCUGAUGAGGGCGAAGCUGCAGGAGAAGCUGAGCCCCCCGUACAGGACCCCUGAGGAGUUCGCAAGGGACGCCUGGGGGGUCCUGGGACAACUCCAGGGGACCACUGAGGACAAGGCUGGGCUGCAGUCCCUGCUAAGUGUCCAGAGGUUCCUCGAGAGCCACCUGAGCCGCGUCUUCGGGGACAGGAAAUUCUGGGACCACCCAGGGACCCCCCCACUGCCUGAGCCCCCUCCCCGGGGGUGCUGGGACCACCCGGGGUCACCCCCGGCAUCCUGGGACCCCAGUUCUCCUUCUCCAGGGUCCUGAUCCCCCUCCCUGGGGUUCUGAAACACGCCCAGGGACCCC